AUGAGUGACAUAUCAGACUCCGAGCUAGAGGCUACCCAAGCUACUCAAGAGAUGCUCGACCCUCGCCGGCUUGGGGAGCAACACACAGGCUUUUCUGACCAGGACCUAGCUGAUAUCAUAUGCAUCCUUAUCCCGUACACCGAUGGUGCAAGGAAGGUGGUGAGAAGGAUGGUCGAUGUCGCCCCCGCAUUCGUCAUGGGGCGGAAUGAUACAAACCGAAUCCAUAUGGACUUCGGCAACGACGAUGAGCACACGUUCAACCUUGCGCCUACAGACCCUUCGGAACAUCACCUCGCCUUUCGAUUUUCGUCCGAGCUCAAAAACCCUCGCGAUGGCUUCGUUUUGGGUCGAAAUCACGAGUGUGAUGUCAUGGUCGGCCAAGAAGAGAGAACCAUCAGCAGGAAGCAAUUCAAGAUUUACUUCAACGAGCAUGGCAGCUUGAUGAUCGAAGAUCUGUCAUUGAUGGGCACAAUAGUAAACGGGCAAUGGUUAAACUCAGGAAGAAGAAGACCUCAGGCGAACCCACCACCCAGACCUCAGGCGAACCCACCACCCAAAAUGUGGACACUGGGGAGCGGAUCGGUGAUAAAGAUUCUCAAUAGCCAGCCAGCGACGAAUGAGGAGGAAAAGCGCAAGAACGACAUUGUCUUCCUGGUUGAUCUUUUCAGAGACUCUCCGCAGGAGUUCGCAGUCCGCGCUCCUGUGAUUGCCACGCGUCAGCUGUCACCAUUACCCAUGCUUGGAUCUAACGGCGUGAGUACUUGGAAGGGGUCUGAUAAGUACAACUUCAAAGGCAAAAUCGGACAGGGUGCCUUCGCUACGGUGUAUAUGGUUACCGACAAAAUGAAUGGACGUCCGUAUGCGGCCAAAGAGCUUGAAAAACGGAGGUUCAUGAAAAAUGGAGUGCUUGACCUAAAGGUCGAGAAUGAGAUGAAGAUCAUGCAACGAGUAUCACAUCCGAACAUCGUUCAGUUCAAAGAGCACCUGGAUCCUGAUGAUAAACACCUUUACAUAAUCAUGGAGUUUGUCGGUGUCGGUGACGGUGAUUUAGGAAAGUAUAUCGGCACAAACGGUCCCUUUUCAGAACCAGAUACCAAGACGAUAGCGAGGCAGUUGGUGGACGCUCUUGGGUAUCUGCAUGAUAUGAACAUUACUCACCGCGAUGUUAAGCCCGACAACAUCCUCAUUCAAUCCCGGUUCCCGCUAGUUGUCAAGCUCUCAGAUUUUGGGCUUUCUAAAAUGAUCGAUCACGAUGCAACAUUUCUUAGGACGUUCUGCGGUACCUUGCUCUACUGUGCGCCCGAAGUUUAUGCAGAGUUCGAAGAGUACGAUGAACUUUGCGAGCGAAAGACGCGUCGCAGCUACCCGCGUCAACCUCGCCGGAGCCAGAGAUACGAUCACAACGUCGAUAUCUGGUCCUUGGGCGGUGUUCUGUACUUCGCCUUGACCACCCAGCCACCGUUCCCUGCCCGAAACGGUGUCGGUCACACUGAGUUCCUGCACCAGAUUAUGACAACUUUUCCCGACUUCGACCAGCUCAUCAAGGCGGAUCCCCCUGUUUCACUUGAUUGCCGCGAUUUCUUGAAGCAAAUGCUCAGUCGAAGACCCGAACAUCGACCAACGGCAAAGAUGUUGCUGAGCCAUCCAUGGAUCCGCACUCCCCACUAUUCUCCAAAUGUCGCACCGUCUUGCUCACAAAAUGGCGGAGUAGACGAACUGCUGGAAGCUGAAGCGUCUCAGCUGAGUUUAACAGACAGACCGGCAGCGACACCGGUACGAGAGGAGGAAGGAGAUGUCACCGUUGCGAGUGAUGACAACUUGCUUCCAAAAGAGCAUAUCAAUGACGCAGAGCAUGUCAGUGGCUCGGAGGAGGAUAAAGAGAACUACGCCUUCAGGCCGGCCACUCAGACCAAGCAUUUGUUUGGUGAGGUUGGCCAAUCGGCGCUGGGAAGCCAGGGGGAUGUGAUUGCAGAACGCAUAAAUCUGCCCGCCACGCCAAAAAGCGGAGGAACUUCCAAGCUGUUCAGGUCCAAAGCUGAGAUUCCAGAUAGUCAAGAUAAUUCUGAGGACGAGGGAGACAUUCUUGGUCAAGAUGUUCUAGCCGGGCAGUGGCCACAGAUACUUCCGGGUGAUUCACAGGAUUAUUCUGCUUCGUCUGACCCGAACGCGUCAGUCGACGUGCCUCCCAAGGGUAACUUGCAAAGCCUGGAGGGUGCUGCGAGCAUAAUGGGCCAACUCGAGAUGCAGUCCUGCCGUGGCUUUGUUACACCAUCAGUUGGAGCUGACUCGAUGAGGAGCAAACGGAAAUCUUCCUUUGCAAUAAACACCAAUCCAAGGUCGUCGACUGACAAUGAGCCUGUUUCUAAGAAGCGCCGAUCUAACAGGGUCGGUGAUAUUCUGAACCGGGAAAUAGCACCCAUCGAGAACGAAGAUGAGUUACUCGUCCAGGUGCCCCCGAUCAAGACCUAUUCAGAAAAGGUCACAUCACCUAAUCCGGAACCACAGAUCAAGUCAGCGUACUGGGACAGUCUGGACCCAUCUAGCAGUCAUCUAAACUAUCCUGAGAUGACAGUGGCACAAUGGAACGCCUUCCGUUUAGCGGCUGAGGACAGAAAUAAAAGAGAUAAGUCAAACGAAAAGUUUGCACCAGGCAAAAGCCCAUUAUGGGCUCUGGCGGAGAAAUAUUUUCCGCCCAUGAGCAAGAUCAAGACAGAUCUACCCCUUCUGUGGACUGUGGCAAAGGAGAGCGGGGUCGAGACAGGGACAGUUAAACGAAGACCCAAGGAAAUUGCAGCGUGGGCCUACUUACGGUCGUCAGACGAGUCCAUAUUACCUGGCAUUUCGAUUAGAAUCAGCACGUCGAUAGUCACUUGGGGCAGUUCACCCGAGAACACCCAACGCUACGAGAACAACGAAGGCUAUCCCGACAAGCCUGAAAAUAAGAUACCGGAAUGCGCGUUGAAGAUCAUGGUCUGGAGGGAAAAUAAUUUUGACCCCUCAAUCCGAUCUGUGCCCUGGACUCAAUACUGGGGUGAUAACGAGGACUUUUACUUUUACAUCGCCACCAAGGCCGCCGACGGAAUUUAUGUCAACGGCCGACCCUUACCUUCGAAUGAUCCCGGUAAACGAGAGAGCAGCUGCAAGAACUGGAUGCGACUAUACAACGGCGACAGGAUUAUCGUCUGGAAUGAUCCCAACGACGAUGGCACCCUCAACAAGAUCGAGUUCGUCUUUGAAUGCAGCUGGGGCGGCAGUCAAUUAAGCCGAGAGUCCUCCGUACACAGAACGCCAGAAUUGGUGAGCGAAGAGGUAGCUGAGAAGCUCGAUGAGAUAUGCGUCAAGGCCGAGAAGAGUAUGAAGAAGUAUGCACCCGUCUACGAGAUGUACCCGGAGGAUUCGGCGGAUUGCGAAGAGCCUCUCAUUCCGGCUCGCGGCAGUCCUCGCGGCAGUCAUGGUCAGAUCUUCGCAUUUGACUGA
Neurospora tetrasperma FGSC 2508 is the source of this 3477-nucleotide messenger RNA. RefSeq lists its product as uncharacterized. Gene Ontology annotation, cellular component: cytoplasm; nucleus. Gene Ontology annotation, biological process: meiotic recombination checkpoint signaling; protein phosphorylation. The transcript is spliced from 5 exons. Gene Ontology annotation, molecular function: protein serine/threonine kinase activity; ATP binding; protein binding. NCBI's taxonomy places the organism in Eukaryota, Fungi, Ascomycota, Sordariomycetes, Sordariales, Sordariaceae. The record is from RefSeq and is a predicted model, not a curated record. Bases 1 to 3477 code for a protein of 1158 amino acids.